Messenger RNA from Didymosphaeria variabile, 981 nucleotides. RefSeq lists its product as uncharacterized. The transcript has a single exon. Gene Ontology annotation, biological process: negative regulation of protein binding; regulation of ERK1 and ERK2 cascade; negative regulation of SCF-dependent proteasomal ubiquitin-dependent catabolic process. Lineage: Eukaryota; Fungi; Ascomycota; Dothideomycetes; Pleosporales; Didymosphaeriaceae. Gene Ontology annotation, molecular function: phosphatase activity; F-box domain binding. The record is from RefSeq and is a predicted model, not a curated record. Gene Ontology annotation, cellular component: nucleoplasm; cytoplasm. The coding region runs from base 1 to 981 and encodes 326 amino acids.
AUGGCUUCCAACCACGAGGAUAUGGCCAUGUCCGAUAUCGCAAAUACGCAUAUACCGCACCACGAGUAUACGUACAGGCUUCCGACCCCUCCACGAAUCGUGGUGCCUCCGCCAACCCUCACCACCGAGGUGCCUGAGCUACACGUUAGUGGGGUCGACCCCGCAGAAGGGAACGAUACCAACUUUCUAAAGGAGAUGAACUUGGAGAGCAUAAUAGCGAAGAAUACGCUGCUGGAUUGGUCAUACGAACGGCGGCGACAUGCGCAGAUGAUCCUACCGUGGCUGUACCUAGGCCCACUCACAGCCGCAAAGGAUCGCGAAUGGCUAAGGAGCGCGGGCAUUACCAUGGUGCUGGCUAUACGAUCGCGGAACAAUAGUAUGAUGGGCGCCAUGCAGAUUGCGAAGGAGGUUUGCGGCCAAGUCGAGUCCGUGGAGGCCGCCAAUUAUUCUACCUUGAUCGGCCAACUGUCGCGUACUACGAGGAUGAUAAACCAGCACGUCGCUAAGGUCAGGCGGAUGACAGAAGCGACGGGAAGCCCGCAACUUGGAAAAGUCCUCGUCUUUUGUGAGAGUGGUAACGAGAAGUCUGCGGCGGUCGUGGCGGCAUAUCUGAUGGAGAUCCUCGACGACUUCGACUUCAUCAAAAGUAUGCAGGUCUGCCAGGCCCAGCGCUUCUGCGUCAACUUUGACGACAACAUCAAGAACAUUCUUCAGAAUCAUUGGGACAUUCUUGUUGCUCGCCGCUCCGUUGCGAGCUCGAGGACAGAGCUGCUAAACUCUACCGCCCUCGCCAAUGGUUUGCAGCAGAUUACACAUCAGCAACAACAGCAGCAGCAACUACAGGCUCCUCCGAAUUCUUCGCUCAAAGUGAAGCGUUCUGUCGAGGAGAUGGACGAUGAUAUGGACAUGAGCGAUGGUGCGGAUUCUUCAGACGUGCUUCGGUUCACCGGUAGGGACGUUACACCCUUCAUGGAUUCGUGA